Populus euphratica (Euphrates poplar) is the source of this 2471-nucleotide messenger RNA. Its product is annotated as leucine-rich repeat receptor-like protein kinase PEPR1. Gene Ontology annotation, molecular function: protein binding. The transcript is spliced from 5 exons. The coding region runs from base 1 to 2172 and encodes 723 amino acids. Lineage: Eukaryota; Viridiplantae; Streptophyta; Magnoliopsida; Malpighiales; Salicaceae. The record is from RefSeq and is a predicted model, not a curated record.
AUGGAAACGCUUGCUACUGUUUUUAAUCUUGUGCUUCUUUUGAUUGUGAAUCUUGCAUUCAAAGGAAUUGGAGCUGAUUCGAACUUAAGCUGUAUCAAGAGGGAGCGAGAUGCACUUCUCAAGUUCAAGCAAGGCCUCACAGAUGAAUUGGAGAAGACUGUUUCCCACCAUCUUGGAAAUCUUUCAAACUUGCAGUACCUUGAUCUUAGUUGGAACUAUGGCUUGGAAGUUGUCAAACUACAGUGGGCAUCCACUCUUCCUUCUUUGAAACACCUGGACCUUUCAGGUUUGGAACUUACCAAGGCCAUCGAAUGUGGUGAGAUUUCUCAACCUUUUGGCAGUCCAGCUAUCUGCUUGCAGAACUGUUUACAGAGUUUGGUUCUUGAAACUAAUCAUCUCAGAGGUCGUCUUCCAGAUAGUUUACGAAGCUAUAAGCAUCUAGUCAACCUCAAUCUUUAUUCUAACACCUUUUCAGGUCCAAUCCCAGCAUCAAUUGGAAGACUAUCAAGUUUGGAAAUAUUAGACCUCUCCCAUAAUUACCUGAAUGGUAGUGUUCCGGAAAGCGUUGCGCAGCUUUUCAAUCUUGAGUUUUUGAAUAUCCAUAACAAUUCAUUGAGUGACAUAGUUUCUGAACGUCACUUUUCAAAGCUCCCCUCUUUGACUACCUUUUGGACCCCUAUUUCCACAAUGGCUCCAAACACAGAAAAAUGUUUCAACAUUAGCAUUUCGGAUAGAAUUCCGGAUUGGUUUGAAAGCAUUUCCUCCAAUAUUGUGUUAUUGGACUUGUAUUCCGACAAGUUCGAGGAUCCUCUAACUCCUUUUCCUUCAGAUGUGAUUGAAUUAGACGUCUCCAACAAGUUUCUUCGAGGCCAAAUCCCCCAAGAUAUUGGCAACAUGAUGCCACGAUUGACCCUGUUGCAUCUAUCCAACAAUUCCUUAAAUGGGAACGUCCCAGUUUCUUUAUGCAAGAUGGGGGGAUUGCGAUUUCUUGAUCUCUCAGAAAAUCAGUUUUCAGGAGGAAUUCCUAAUUGCUGGAGCAAGUUGCAGCAUCUACGCGUGAUGGAUCUGUCUAGUAACAUUCUGGAUGAUCAUAUUCCAAGUUCUCUGGGUUCUCUACAGCAACUUCGAUCUUUCCACCUGCGAAACAAUAGUUUGCAGGGAAAAGUACCUGCGUCGUUAGCGAAGCUAAAACGCUUGCACAUGCUUGAUCUCAGUGAAAAUGUGCUAAAUGGUACGAUUCCUCCAUGGAUAAGUGAAGCGCUAUCUUCAUUGUCAGUGCUUGAUGUUCAUUCCAAUAGGUUUCAAGGUGAGAUUCCUCAGGAACUUUGCCACCUCACUUCUCUUCGCAUUUUGAGCUUGGCACACAAUGAGAUGACCGGAACUAUUCCCUCCUGUUUUCACAAUUUUACUGGAAUGAUUGCAAAUUUGUUCUCAAAGGAAGAACAAUGGCCAUAUGGUCCUACCAUAUUUGAUGAUAUUUAUGGGUUUCAGUCUGUGGUAUAUGAGGAGAACGUUUGGGUUUAUCUAAAGGGACUGCAGCAGAAAUACACAAAGACACUUCCGUUUCUCUUUUCCAUUGAUCUUUCAAGAAACAGGUUUGUUGGAGAGAUUCCAAAUCAGCUUAUGAAUCUGUUGGGGCUACAAAACCUGAAUUUAUCUAGAAACAAUUUUAAGGGGCAAAUUCCUUGGAAGAUUGGAGAUUUGAGACAGUUGCAAUCGCUUGAUUUGUCUAGGAAUGAACUUUCUGGCUUAAUUCCUACAAGCCUUUCUCAAUUGAAUUUCCUAAGUGUCUCGAACUUGACAUUCAACAAGUUAUCUGGACGCAUUCCAUCAGGAAAUCAGCUCCAAACUUUAGAUGACAAAUCCAUCUACGCUGGGAACAGUGGACUUUGCGGGUUUCCACUUGACCACUGCCAAGAAGUGGUACUGCCUCCUCAAGAGGGAAGCCCAGAAGAUGAGUUCGAAAUUGUUUGGUUUUAUGGCGGUACGGGAGUGGGUUUUAUGACUGGAUUCGUAGGAGUUUCUAGCACGCUAUAUUUCAAGGAUUCCUGGAGGGGUGCGUUUUUUCGAUUAGUUGACAAAAUUUACAACAAGUUCCGAGUGAUGAUUGUGGUGAGCAAAAACCAUCUACCAAGAAAGAUUUAUGGAGACAGAUUUGGAGGACAUGCUUGAGAGGCAUAUAUUGAAAGAAAAGUUGAAUAAAGCUAUGCUCAAACUCAGGGGAAGCAUAGUUGUGCUGUGAUCGAUCUAUGAUGUCUGAGCAUGGAUGGAUUUGAAUCCAUUUUCGACAUCUUGCCUCAAUACUCGUGAUGCUAGAUGAAUGUCACCGGAACUUAUGUAGAUUUAUGUGAUAGCUUACAAUAACCAUAAUGAAUAGAGAGUUUCACUGAAACUUGUUUCAGAAAGUUCAUUUAUAAUUGGGACUUGGAGUCAAUUGUGAUUGGUAACUAAUAGCAAGUGCUGUUUCUGUU